Messenger RNA from Andrographis paniculata, 1134 nucleotides. RefSeq names its product F-box protein At3g19470-like. The record is from RefSeq and is a predicted model, not a curated record. Lineage: Eukaryota; Viridiplantae; Streptophyta; Magnoliopsida; Lamiales; Acanthaceae. Gene Ontology annotation, molecular function: protein binding. The coding region runs from base 1 to 1134 and encodes 377 amino acids. The transcript has a single exon.
AUGUCGAGUGAAUUAAUUUGUGCCGAUGUUUUCGAGCUCAUCCUUAUGCGACUUCCCGUCAAGUCUCUCUAUCGAUUCAAAUCUGUCGCCAAGUCAUGGAAUCACACCAUCUCCGAAGCUGUGUCAAACCGAGACUUUAUGCUUGCGCAUCGUCGUCAUUCCAAGAUCCAUUCAUCGUCCAAGAAGAACAUGUUUCUUGCAUUAUGGUCCUUUGAUGCUGCAUUAAUCUCCCUCUCUAAAUUGGAAAAUAAUGAAUUAAAGCUGUUGCCGGUGGACCUCGAACGCCGGGGAAGUUUCGUCGGUCGAGUGGAAUCCUGCGAUGGCCUAAUACUCAUUCUAUGGAAGUCUUGCGCAAAACGCUCUAUCCAUCUUUGGAAUCCAUCUGCUAGAAAGUAUACGAAUUUGGGGACCCCUUUUUCAUAUCCCCGCGGUACAAAUUCGGGGAACCUUUUUGCGUAUCCUUAUGUUUUCACAUGCGGCAUUGGUUUCGAUCCAAUAUCGAAAGACUAUAAAAUAGUAGCCGCCAAUGUGAGUAUGAAACAAUACUCGGUGUUUAACAGCAAAAGAAGGUGUUGGAACGAGUCGAAGAUUAUGGAGAUAACAAUCGCGGAUGACAUUAGAAGCUUCUCCUUGGACGGUCAUAUUUGUUUGCAAGAAGGGUAUGAAAAACAAGAAGAAACAAAUAGCUACGAUAUUAAGCUGGUUUUAUUCAACCCGAGGGACAACAAGUUCUAUCAAUGUGUUUACAAUACAGGACAAGGAUCGAGCACUGCAACGUCGUAUUGUCUUUACGCUUGUUCGCAUGGCCAAUUUUGCGCGCUCAUUGGUGAUAUGAAUAGUGACGUGUGCCGUGUUGUGUGGAAGAAAAGAAGCGGCGAAUGGUCGGAGUUUGAUGGCGUGGCAGUUCCGUGGACGAUGUAUCAUAAGUUUGACGAUGACGAUUUGAUCGAUGGGCUGUCGAUCCGUAUGUUGUUUACCGACGAUGAUGGAGAGCUUAUAUUCAGUUUUGGUUAUCGUAAAGUCUUAGUCUAUAGUUUGAUCGAAAAGACGAGUAAAUUGAUGGUAAAACCAGAUGGUGUAGUUCGAGGAUAUCCGUUGAUAGGAUAUUCAGAUAAUCUUUUCUUCGGUAACUGA